AUGCGCUUCACUGCCGUCGCUCUUGCUGCCACCCUGGCUUUCGCUCAAGCGACUGCCGCCGAGCUUUCCACGCUCGCCGUUGAGAAGCGUGGUAUUUUCGACUUCCUGAUUCCUGGUGGAGGUCUCCCCGAAACCGGAAUGUCGUGUGGCCACAAUCGCAACCUCGUCGGCUUGGGCCUCGGCAACGCUAACACCUGCACGAUGGUGAACAACGGUGGUGCCACGGGUCCUAUGCGAUGUGGCGGAGCUGAAUCCCUCCUCCAAGUCGACAUCAGCCAGUACAACGGUUGUAGCAUGCAGAACAAUGCCCAGGCCGACACAUGUGCACUAUUUUGGAGCCCCAACUGUGGACUCCUAUCCCCACCCAGCAGCGGCUUAUUCGCUAAGAGCACCGAUGAUAUGAAGGUUGGUGCCGAGAACAAGGACCAAGCCUAA
Molecule: messenger RNA, 435 nt
Organism: Puccinia triticina
Lineage: Eukaryota; Fungi; Basidiomycota; Pucciniomycetes; Pucciniales; Pucciniaceae
Exons: 2
Coding region: 1-435 (144 amino acids)
Source: RefSeq, a predicted model, not a curated record